This is a messenger RNA of Macrobrachium nipponense, 3657 nucleotides long. Its product is annotated as basic proline-rich protein-like. The coding region runs from base 1 to 3657 and encodes 1218 amino acids. Lineage: Eukaryota; Metazoa; Arthropoda; Malacostraca; Decapoda; Palaemonidae. The transcript is spliced from 3 exons. The record is from RefSeq and is a predicted model, not a curated record.
AUGUCUCCUCACCACCACCAACCCCAGCACUGGCAAUGCCCCCCACCACCACCAUCCGAUAUGCCGGCACUACCCCCAACCAGCACCCAGAGCCAUCACCAACCCACCACCACACUGUCCCUAGCACUGGGACCGGCCCCCCAACACUUCCAAAACCAGCACUGCCACUGCCCUAUAUCCCCCUACCACCACCAGCCCCAUCGGCCAGCACUUGCCCCCCUGACCAACACCAUCCCUUGCGCCAGCUACGGCCCCCCCCACCACCACAAACCCCACCACCGCCACCAUCCCACGGCCCACCCGCAUACCACCACCCCAAACCCCCCACCGCCACCAUUCGGCCCACCCGCAACCACACCAACCACAACUGGCACCACUCCCCGUCCCCCCACCCACACCCAUAACCGCCACAAACCACAGCGCCAUGACCCCCCACCACCACCACCAUCCCACGUACCGCCGCCACUAUCCCCGGCCCCCCAGCCACCACCCACCACAGCCACAAACCCCAGCCACCACCAUCACCGGGCCCCCCACCACCACACCCCCACUGCAACCGCCACCAACCCCAGCGCCGUGACCAUCCCAAGUCCCCUCGAUACCGCCUACUACUGCCACCAACCCCAGCACUGCCCACCACCGCCACCUAAAAAAACCGCCACCCACCACCGCCACAAUCCCUGGCCACCACCGUCCACCUCCCGCAAAACCACCACGCCACCACCCGCCACCCACCACCGCCACCAUCUCCGGCCCACACCGCCACCUCCCGCACCCACCACCGCCACCACCACCGCCAGACCACUGCCCCAACUACCCGCCAACCCUACACCGCCACCAUCCCCACCCACCCACCACCACCCCCGCCACCCACCACCGCCACCAAUCCCCUGGCCAACCCACCGCCACCUCCCGCCACCCCCCCACCGCCACCCCCGGCCACCCACCACCGCCACCAAUCCCCGCCCCCCCACCACCCGCCACCUCCGCACCACCACCCGCCACCACCCCCGCCACCCACCACCACCUCCCGCACCCACCACCGCCACCAUCCCCUUGCCCACCACCGCCACCAUCCCCUGGCCACCCACCGCCACCUCCCACCACCACCACCGCCCACCACCGCCACCUCCGCCACCCACCACCGCCACAAUCCCCGGCCACCACCGCCACCUCCCGCAACCCACCACCGCCACCACCCGCCCACCCCACCACCGCCACAUCUCCGCCCACCACCGCCACCUCCCGCCACCCACCCCGCCACCACCCCGGCCCAACCAACGCCACCUCCCGCCACCCACCACCUCCACCAUCCCCGGCCCACCCACCGCCACCUCCCGCCACCCACCACCGCCACCCCACCCGCCACCCCACCACCGCACCAAUCCCCGGCCACCCACCACCGCCACCAUCCCGCCACCCACUACCACCACCAUCCCCGCCACCACCACCGCCACCAUCCCCGCCACCCCCCACCCCCCACCGCCCACCGACCCCACCCGCCAACGCCCCCACCCCACCACCGCCACCAUCCCCGGCCACCCACCACCACCUCCCGCCCACCCACCAACGCCACCACCCCCCCCCUGGCCACCACCGCCACCCCCCCGCCACCCACCCCCCCCGGCCCACCACCGACACCUCCCGCCACCCAUCAACCGCCACCACCCGCCACCCCACCCCACCGCCACCAAAUCCCCGGCCCACCACCGCCACCAUCCCCGGCCACCCUUACCCACCCCAUCCCGCCACCACCCACCGCCGCCACCAUCCCCGCCCACCCACCACCGCCACCCACCCUGCCCACACCCGCCACCCACCACCGCCACCAAUCCCCACCACCCACCCACCACCUCCCCCCCCCACCCACCGCCACCAUCCCCUGGCCCACCACCUCCCGCCACCCACCACCCGGCCACCCCCGGCCCACCCACCCCCGCCCACCAAUCCCCGGCCCCCACCACCACCCCCCCCGCCACCCAUCAACCGCCCACCAUCCCCCCCACCCCACGCCAGCCUGGAUCCGCCACCCACCACUCCCCGACCGCACCCACCUCCCCCAUCUGCCCACGCCAACCAUCCCCUGGCCCAACCACCCAACCACCUCCCGCCACCCACCACCGCCACCCACCACUGCCACUACCCCGCCACCCACCACCCCCCACCUCCCCGCCACCCACCACCACCUCCCCCACCACCCCACCGCCACCAUCCCCUGGCCCACCACCGCCACCUCCCGCCCCCCACCCGCACCACCGCCACCCACCACUGCCACUAUCCGCCACCCACCACCGCCACCAUCCCCGCCACCACCACCACCUCCCGCCCCCACCACCACCUCCCCGCCACCACCACCUCCCCUGGCCACCACCGCCACCAUCCCCUGGCCCACCACCGCCACCCACCACUGCACUAUCCGCCACCCACCACUGCCACUAUCCGCCACCCACCACCGCCACCUCCCAGCCACCCACCACCGCCACCCCCCACCCGCCACCCCACCACCGUCACCAUCCCCGGCCCACCGCCACCAUCCCCACGACACCACCACCGCCACCCACCACCGCCACCCCCCACCGCCCCACUACCCCCUCCACCCACCACCGCCACCUCCCGCCACCACACCACCGCCACCCACCACUGCCACUAUCCGCCACCCACCACCGCCACCAUCCCCCCCGCCACCACCACCUCCCCGCCACCCACCACCAUCCCUGCCCGCCCACCACCGCCACCAUCCCCUGGCCCACCACCGCCCCAUCCCCUGGCCCCCACCGCCCCCACUACUGCCACUAUCCGCCACCCACCACUGCCACUAUCCGCCGCCACCCACCACCGCCACCUCCCGCCACCCACCACCGCCACCACCCCCACCCCUCCCACCACCGCCACCAUCCCCGCCCACCACCGCCACCAUCCCCGACACCACCACCGCCACCCACCACCGCCACUACCGCCACCCACCACGACCAUCCCCGCCCCCACCAUCCGCCACCCACCACCCCGCCACCACACCCCUGCCACCCACCACGCCACCCACCACCGCCACCCACCGCCACCGCCACUACCGCCACCGCCACUCCCACUACCCACCACCGCCACCCACCACCGCCACCAUCCCCACCCACCACCAGCCGCCACCCACCACCGCCACUACCCGCCACCCACCACCACCGCCACCAUCCCCGCCACCCACCACCACCACUACCCGCCACCCACCACCACCAUCCCCGCCACCCACCACCGCCACCAUCCCCGCCAACCACCACCACCGCCAUCACCCGCCACCCACCGCCACCCCCACCACCGCCACCCACCACCGCCACCCACCACCGCCACCAUCCCCUCCACCCACCACCGCCACCCACCACCGCCAACCCACCACCGCCACCCACCACCGCCACCAUCCCCGUUCAUUUCAUUCUUCUUCCUCGACUCUCGUACAUUCUCCUUCCUCUUCUUGUAUUACGUCCCAAGUUCUGUUCUGGCUCCACGUCUUCAUUCUUCUUGCUGGCCAGUCUUGCUUCCAUCAUCCUCUUCCCAUUUCAAAUGAUGGUGCGUCGCACUUGCCCCUUCGGUUGCAGCUGUCGUACACCAUUACAGAAAUAUCCUAAACACCAAAAUUAUCACUUGGGCAAUGCACAAUUGGGCACAUGA